GCGCGAUGUAGUCAUCACUUUGUUCGAUAUCUACAGUUGUCGCAUUCUGCAAUACACCGUUUUUACUCUAACUCAGUUUCGAAGUGGGGUGUUAGUGAAUUUUCACAAAGAAAAAUGCAUCAUCACCACGGUCACCGAGGCCGCUAUGUGCUUGGAGGACACCGUGAUCAUCAUCAUGGAAAAAUGGGAAAAUUUGGAAGACGUGAUGGCUGUGGGCAUAACAGAAGAGGUCAUCCCAUGCUAGAUGGUGGCUGUCCUAAAGGCAAAAUGACGAUGAAGUUUGGUAGACAUCAUGGAGCAUGUAUGCAAGGUGAUGAAUUUCAUCGCCAAAUGGAUAAGGGAAAGUUUAUGAUGAAAUUUGGUAAAGGACAUCACCAAGACAUGAUGAAGUGGAAAUGCAAGAUGGGCAAGCAACAUCAUAAAGGCAAAGGAACGAUUGAGGAAUUUUUUAGAAUGAUGAUGGAAUAUUUGGAAGAAACUGAUGCUGAAUCUGGUAAUGACUGUGCUAAUGAGAUAAAUAACCAAGAGGAUACCCAAGGUCAGGGAUCCAAUGUGCAAACGGACCAGGAAGCUGCUGAAAUACAAGAAGAAAGUCCGGAUGCUGAUGAAAUGAUGAGAUUUGGAAGGUGCCAUGGGUCUCGCUGUCAUGGCCCACAUGAAGGCAAGUUGAAGAUGAAAUUUGGAAAAAAGCACGGAGGUCACCACAAAGACAAGAUGGGGUGGAAGUGCAAGCGAGAUAGAUUCGAACAUCAUGCAGGAGAAGGUUGCAGUCCCAUAAGAGCUUUUAUAGACAUGAUGUGCUCUGAUGGUAGGCGUAGAGAAUUGUGGAAAAAGUUUGCCAGAAUGAUGAUGGAGAAUGAGAGUGAAACUGAACCUGAAGGGAAAAAUGAUGAGGCUAAUCAGAGAACUGAUCAGACAACUGUCCAAGAAACUGGUCAAACUUCUAAUAUGGAUACUGACACAAUUGGCAAUGCAGAAGGCAAUCAGGAUCAUCCUCAAACUUCUGAAACAGCUGAAUCGGUGAAAAAAUCAGCCAUCUGGAUACGUCAGGUAUCUGGAAGAGCCUACUAUGAUAUAAGUGGUGAAGUUUAGUUUGAAGAAAUGGUGAAUCUGUUAAGGUAAACAUUCCUGAUGUUUGUGAUAGUGCGAGUUUGUGGUGGUGAAAGUUUGUGAUGGUGGAAGUUUGUGAUGGUGGAAGUUUGUGAUGGUGGAAGUUUGUGAUUGAAAGUUUGUCGUGUUGAAUGUCU
Molecule: messenger RNA, 1247 nt
Organism: Acanthoscelides obtectus
Lineage: Eukaryota; Metazoa; Arthropoda; Insecta; Coleoptera; Chrysomelidae
Source: the annotation of a GenBank genome assembly